GUGAAUAUUAAAAUGGGUUCCUUAAACAUUUAUUUAUUUAUUAUUUAUAUAAGUUGUUCAAAUGGAAUUAAAACAUACGGCGACAGACCACGAAUCCGAGUUAAUAAUGGCCAUCUUCAAAUAGUAGCAGCUCCUGGGAAAAAUAUUGAUUUUGUAGCUAAUAGUCAAUCAAUUGUUUUCAUAAAUAAUGUGAAUGUUCUAUCAAUACUGAAAAAGGCCCAAACUGCCACUCAACUUACAGAUAGUUAUCAACAAACUUUAACUUCCUUCAGUGAUCGCAUUGAAGCUUUGGAAAGUAAACCGUUCGAACCACUACCUAAUGGAACUCACGCAAACAUAACUGACCAAGUAGUUUCAAGACUCACUUUUAGAAAAUUAUCUCGUAGAGUAGAUUUAUUACAGCGAAGAAUAAUGUCGAUACAAACAUUAUUAACUAUAGAUGACUGCAUUAGCAAUCCUUGCAAGAAUGGAGGAACUUGCCAGGAUCUAUUUUCAGGGUAUUUGUGUCAUUGCCCUCCACAGUGGGAGGGCGAGGAUUGUUCAUUAGAUGUUAACGAAUGUACUAGAUUUGGAGGAACUGAUUUGGGUUGUCAAAACGGUGGUAUUUGCGUGAAUUUAGUUGGAUCUUACAGAUGUGAUUGUAUUAAUGGAUACGUUGGUAUACAUUGUAUGAGGAAAAGUAUCGAUUGCGCUACUGCUGGUCCAGAGUUAUGUGGUCAUGGAACCUGCGUGUCUCACAAUAACAAAGAUGGGUACAAAUGCUUAUGCGAUCCGGGCUGGACAACAGAUGGAAAAAAUGCCCCUUGCACGGUGGAUGUGAACGAAUGUCUUUCAACACAUACAUCCUGUGCACCUAACGUGGAAUGUAUAAAUGUUCCUGGUUCUUUUUAUUGUGGCCACUGCCCCCCAGGUUUCACUGGCAACGGAUAUCACUGUACUGAUAUAGAUGAAUGCUUGAUAAAUAACGGAGGUUGUAGCUCAAAUCCAGCAGUUCUAUGUAUAAAUACUCAUGGAUCGAGGGUAUGCGGUCCUUGUCCGCCAGGAUAUGUAGGAAAUGGUAUAAUGUGUACUUACCAAGGAGUAUGUAAUAUAAAUAAUGGUGGUUGUCAUCCUCUAGCUACCUGUAGGGACAGUUCAAGCUUAGGUGCUACUCAAUGUAUUUGCCCAUUGGGAUAUAUCGGUACUGGUGUAGGUCCAAAUGGUUGUGUUCGUUCUAAUGCCCCAUUAAAUCCUUGCAAUCCUAAUCCCUGUAUCAACGGACGUUGUUCAGUAAACACCAUAGAUGGAAAUUACAAAUGCGAUUGUUUCAAAUUCUAUUCUGGAAGGAACUGUGAAACUUUACGAACAGAUGCAUGUACUCCGAAUCCUUGCCGAAAUGAUGGAGAAUGUCAAAAUGUAAACAAUCGUCUAGUGUGUCGUUGCAAGACAGGAUUUGUUGGCACCUAUUGUCAAUCACAACUCCAAGCUUGUGGCGGCUACUUAAGAACUGAUAACGGCACACUUAAAUAUCCUAGUGGAGAUAUACAAACUUACAACCAUCGUUCUAAUUGUGCAUGGACCAUAAUACUAAAUUCCACGGCGAAAGUAAUUAAAGUGAACAUAACUAAAUUUGAUAUUGAGGAUUCUCCCAACUGCAGAAACGAUUGGUUAGAAAUUCAUGAUGGUAUGAGUACUGCCGCGCAAUCUCGAGGAAGGUUCUGUGGAAACAAAAUCCCAUUAAAUGGUUCAUUUACUUCAACGCAUGACUCGCUCUAUUUAUGGUUUAGAUCAGAUAGGAUGAUUUCGAAAGGCGGAUUUGAACUAAGUUGGGUGGCAGUUAAACCAGUGUGUGAUCAGACCUUAAUAUCAACUAGUCAUGGAUCAAUUCAGUCUCCAGGUUCUCCAGGACAUUAUCCAUUGAAUAGGGAUUGUCAUUGGCGAAUUAUCGCGCCAUACGAUAAACGCAUCAUGUUCCACUUCUUCUCUCUUGAUAUUGGAGACAAUAAAGAUUGUAAUGCUGACUACUUAAAAUUUUACUCCGUACUAUUUCCAAGAGAUAACGACAAUAUCUUCGCAGAAUUUUGUAAUAGCUCUUUUCCUGCACCCUUUUACUCACCAGGAAGUAGAGUUUCGGUUGUUUUUCACUCGGACAACAAAGAUACGUAUAAUGGCUUCCAAUUGACUUACUCAGUUGUAGAAGGAGUACCAGGCUGCGGAGGAGUGUUCACAGCUAAAGAAGGGAUUAUUUCUUCAUCACAUCAUGGUGAUUUUACAAUCUGUCAAUACAAAAUCCAACAAACUGCGGGCCAUAAGAUUAAAAUAACGUUUAAUAGUUUUGAUCUGAAUGCAAAUGGUGGAUGUAGCUUUAAUUAUGUGGAGAUUUACGAGGGACCUGAUGAUAAUUCGCCAUCAAUUGGACGAUUCUGUGGAAAUUCCCUUCCACCUCCAUUCACUUCCCAAACCCAUCAGUUAACUAUUGUUUCAUCAUCUAGUGGACAGACAAAUAAGGGAUGGAAACUUGAAUAUAAAAGUGUUUGUGGUAAAAUUUACACUGCUCCCAGUGGAUCCUUCUCUACUGAUACAUCGUCCAGAGACUCAGCAGGUUGCAUUUAUCAAAUAGAGAGACCUCCUGGAAACUUAAUCUUAUUAUUCAUAAAGUUAAAUAUGCCGCAGCGGUUCAUUCGGUAUAAAAGAGAAGAAGGAGCUUCCUGCUUCUUGAAAUAUGUAGAGGUGCGAGAUGGGGAUCAUGAGAAUAGUACUUUGAUUGGUAAAUACUGUGGAACAAAUACAGUCAACCUUACAUCAACUCACAACUUCUUGUGGAUAAAAGUAAAACUUAGGUUUUUACAAUCUGAUCAAGUAUCAUUUCAAUAUACAUCAAUGGAUGUUGGCUGCGGAGGCAUUUUGAGAAAAAAGUUUGGUAAUAUUGCAUCACCAUCACAUCCAGAUGGAUACUAUCCUCCAGGAUUACAUUGUAAAUGGACCAUAAUAGCACCACCUACUAAUGUUAUUCAGUUAACAUGGAUGACAUUUAAUGUAGAACCAAGUUACGAAUGUGCUUAUGAUAAUGUUCAAAUUUAUGAUAAUAACACAGAUUUAGGUCAAGGAGUUCUAAUGGGAAAAUUCUGCGGAUUUACAUUACCUCCAAUGUUACUAACUUCCUCCAAUAUGAUGUCUAUAUACUUCUCAACCGAUGUUACUGUUAGUAUGGAUGGAUUCUUGGCAUCGUAUAUCUUCAUACAGGAAAAGAAUGUAUGUGGUGGGAAUUACUUCACAACAUCAGGAGUAAUUAAAUCUCCAAGGUAUCCUGAGUAUUACCCAACGAAUAGAGAAUGCACAUGGACCAUUAAUGUACCACCAGGACAACAGAUAAUGUUAAACGUAACCGACUUUAAUAUUGAAAACUAUUCAGGUUGUCGAUACGAUUGGCUUGAGAUAAGAAAUGGUGGUACCUCAGCAUCACCUUUAAUAGGCAAAUUUUGUGGAAGUACCAUACCAAAACAAAUAGCUUCUCAUGCCAAUAAACUUUAUUUAUUCUUCAAAUCGGAUUUGAGUAGAACAGGACAUGGCUUUAGAAUAACUUGGAGUUCAACUGCAACAGGCUGUGGAGGCACAUUAACAUCGCCCAUGGGUUCAUUGAUAUCACCACAUUAUCCAGAACCAUACAGCAGAAGUACCGAAUGCAUUUGGAAAAUAAUAACCAGUCAAGGUUCAAGAGUUCAAGUUGUAUUUUCUGAUAUCAAUUUAGAAAGACAUGUUCAAUGUUUAGCAGACUAUGUUGAAUUGUUUGAUGGUCUGACGUUGAACUCUCCAUCUCUUGCACGACUUUGCUACGAAGCUCCCGAUCCCAUAAAAUCUACAGGGAAUGUAAUGUUGGUAAAAUUUAGAUCAGACGUCGCUUUUCAAGGCAGGGGAUUUCAAUUACAAUAUACAACAGUGUGCCGGAAUACUAUCAAAGGAUUCAGAGGUAUCAUUGAAAGUCCCACCUUUCCUAACGAUAAUCCUCAGGAUCAAAAUUGUUUGUGGGAAAUUAUAGUUUCUGAUAAGAACAAAAUCAAUAUAACUUUCUCUCAUUUUGAAUUAGAACGGUCUCCAUCAAGCUCGUUUUCCAAUCGAAGUUGUUUAUAUGACUACGUAGAGUUGAGUUAUGCUGAUCCACAAGAAGAUUUUGAAGAAAAACGUUCUUAUACAACGUAUAAUCGAUAUUGUGGUUCUCAGAAUCCAGGACAUAUUACACUUGAUUCAGACCAUGUUCUAAUUAAAUUUGUUAGUGACAAGUUGCUGUUGGGAUCUGGAUUCAGAUUGGAAUGGGAAAUAUUUGGUUGUGGCGGAGUACUAACCAAAGAUUCUGGAAUUAUAACAUCUCCUAAUUAUCCAAAACCGUAUCCAGUUUCUGUCGUCUGCGAAUGGAGAAUCGAAGUGCGUUUUGGACAAAGUAUAGAAAUAGAAUUUACCGAUGUUGAUGUUGAAAAGGACACUUCCUGUGAUUUUGAUUCUAUAUCAGUUUACAAUGGUAUAGAUGACACUUCAAACUUAUUAGGCACCCUUUGUCGACAGAAGCAAAAAUCAGUAAUAUCUAGCACAGGAAAUUACAUGUUCAUUAAAUUCAAAUCCGAUUACAGUUAUGUUGGAAAAGGAUUUUCGGCUACGUACAAAAGUGUACCAACCAAAUGUGGUGGAAGAUUUACUGCUUCUGAUGGUUACAUUUAUUCUCCGAAUUAUCCGAAGAAUUAUAAUAGAAAUGAAUCAUGCGAAUACUUCAUAGAUAUAGAAGAUGGACAUACUAUCGAAAUACAAUUUGAUGAUGUUGAUUUGUAUAAAUCAGAUAAUUGCACAAGGAAUUAUAUCAAAGUUCAUGAUGGUCCUUCAGCUGCAUAUCCAGUACUGAUAACUGCUUGCGGGAAUGAGACUCCGAAUAAAACAAUAAAAUCAAGUUACAAUAACAUGUUUAUUGAAUUUAGAGCUCAUACAUUCUUGACAACUAAAGGAUUUAAAAUCCAGUACCACAAAUCAUGUGGAUCUAGAAUAACAACAGGAGGUAAUGGUAUAAUCCAGGUGCAUAUUGACGAAUUUUCUGAACAUCUAACAACUUGUUCCUGGACUAUAGUUGCAUCAGAUCCUUCUAAACAUGUUUCUCUGACGAUUUCACAACUACAAGGACAAUAUUAUUGUGACGAUGAGGACGCACCGUUGAAUGUAUAUAACGGCGAAUCUGUAGAAUCCCCAUUAAUCGGAAAAUACUGUGGACCAAAAGUUCCACCUACUAUUGUAAGUGAUGGAUCAGCAUUAACAGUGUUUGUUAAGUCUCAAAUUACGUUUUUCGCAACAUACAGUACAUUUGACUCUGAAUGUGGUGGUUCUUUGACAUCAGCUGAAGGAUAUUUUGCCAGUCCAGGAUAUCCCAAACGAUAUCCGUCGGAUAUGGAAUGUGAAUGGGAGAUUAAAAUAGCAAAAGGAAAUCAUGUUAGUCUCAACUUCAUAGAAUUCAAUCUGUUACAAUCUGAUAAUUGUAACACAGAUUAUCUUGAAAUUAGAAGCUUCAAUGUUACUGGGCCGCUUCUCGGAGUAUUUUGUGGAACCAAUAAACCAUCAAAUAUCACACAUAUUGGAAGUUUAUGGCUGUUAUUCAAAAGCAGUAAGAUUGCUAAAGGGGAUACUACAAUUACCGCUAAAGGAUUUUAUGCAGAGUAUACGUUAAAUGAAGAAAAUGAGCUAACUGGCACCAAGGGAGAAAUAGAGUCACCGUUAUAUCCUCUAUCUAUUCUAGAAUUUAAAACAUUUACGUGGAAGAUAACAGUAACUCCAAAGAAAAGAGUAUUAUUAUCAUUCAAGGAAUUCUACUUAGAUGCUAGGGAUAGUAUUGAUGAUGAUUGCUAUUUUGCCACAUUUGAAGUAUUCGAUGGUGUAGACGACACUGCAAAUUCUCUAGGAAAAUACUGUGGAUUAACGACGCCAGAUCCAAUAAAAUCAACUUCCAAUAUCAUGUUCAUUAAGGUCGACUAUAGUAGCCCAAGACUUGGUUCCAAAUUCAAAGUGGAAUGGCAAGAAGUGGGAGGUUCGAUGCCAACUAUACCAAGAAUUUCAUACAAAACGGAAUGUAAUAAUACAGAUGAGGUUAUAGUUUUGACGGGAGUUACUAAUUACGUGUUCACCUCUCCUGGUUAUCCACAUGGCUAUGAACAUAAUCUGAAAUGCAGUUGGACUUUUUCUACAAUAUCGAUGAACCAUUUAAUCAUUCAAUUUAUAGAUAUAGAUUUGGCUCAUAAUAGAAAUCGAUAUAUUUAUCUCCGACAAUGUGAUAUGCUCAGUGAUAACAUUAACAUUUAUGAAAAACAUAUUUAUGAUAACGAUUGGCAAAAAAUACGAAGAGUAUGUGCUUUAGAUGAUGCUAAACAGAUCAUUCAUACCACCAAUUUUAUGAAACUGGAAUUUGUCACCUCCCGGUAUAUGAAUGGAACAGGAUUCAAAGCCAAAAUCCAUGAAGGUUGUGGAGGAUUAUUAUCAGAUCCAACUGGAUAUAUUAUAUUUGGUAAUGAUUCGUUGAGAGGUAGUGAGUGCCAAUGGAACAUAACAGUCAGAUCGACGAAAACAAUUGAACUUGUUUUUGAAGUAUUCGAUAUCGAGCAUGAUUCAAACAAAGGUUGUGAUAACUAUCUUAUGAUCAGGAAUGGUAAAUUCUCUGAUUCACCUUUAUUGGGUACCGGAAAGUACUGUGGUAAUACUUUACCAAACAAGUUAAAAUCUACCGGAAAUAACCUUUAUCUCAAAUACACAGGCUCAUCUAAUAUAGGUGGUUUUAGAAUCAAAUACCAAGAAGUAUCCGCGGAUUGUGGUGGAAACAUUAUUUUGAGUACUUACGAUAAUUUUACUGAAAUUACGUCACCGAAUUACCCUAAUAUUCCCAAUCCUCAUACAGAAUGCGAAUGGAAAAUAGCAGCACCUGUUGGGGAAGUUUUACGAGUGGAUUUCGAAGAAAGAUUUGAUUUAACAUAUAAACCUGGAUGCGAUAUUGAGUAUAUUGAGUUGAGAGAUGGGGGAACUCCCUACUCAACAUUAAUUGGAAGAUAUUGUCGAUCCGCUCCCAACUCACAAUUUUCGACAGAUAACUUGAUUUACUUGAAGUUCUUCACUGACACUGAUGAACCUAAAAAUGGAUUCAAAGCAAAAAUCUCAAUAUCUCGUUGCGGUGGUACCGUGAGAGGAAGAUCAGGAGAAAUAACGCAUUCGAGUGCGGCAAUUACUAAGCGAGAGAAUUGUACAUGGUACAUCGUUGGACUAAAUGAUCAUUAUUUGAAUUUAACAUUUGUUCAUUUCGAUUUAACUUGUUCGAAAAAUUUUAUAACUCUUAAUGAGAUUCCUCGUAUUCCGGGACAACGUAAUAACGGUAGCUCCUUGGGUAAAUACUGUGGAAAAAAUCCCCCUCCAUCAAUAAAGUCAAUAUCAAAUGAAGUAAUACUAACAUUGUCAUCAGAUAAUACUGGAACAUUCUCAUUAAAAUUCAAAUCAAGUCAAGUCGCCUGUGGUGGAAAACUCACUACAGAAUCUGGUGUUAUACAAUCACCAGGAUAUCCCAUAAUGAAUCACUACAACAGAAACUGUCAAUGGCAGAUAACAGUUCCAUUAGGACGUAGAAUCACUCUAAAUUUUAUUGAUGUUGAUUUGAAUGGAGCUGUUAAAUAUGAGCAUGGGCUUGCCGUAUUUGACGGAACUUAUAAACUCCGACUUGAUCACGACAUUAAGACCACUGGUUCUAAUGUAACUACUUUCGAAUCUAGCUCAAAUAAGAUGCUGAUAUUUUUCUGGUCUGUUUCGAAAAGUGAACAUCGAGGAUUUAAAGCGGAAUACAAUUCACGUCUUCCCACUUUGUGUCAAGGUGAGUUUGGUUCUGAAAAUGGUGUCAUUAAGAAUCCAACUUUAAGAAACUGGGCAUACAAUUGUGAGUGGACACAUUCACGUUCAGAUAUAGAUCAAGCUAGAACGUUUGCUAUAAGUUUGACAAUGAGUACUAAUACUACAAAACCUGUCGAGUCAUCAUGUCUACAUACAUCAGGAUUUCUUUUAGUAACAGGAAAAGAAAAGAAAAAUGUCUUGUCAAAAAUUUGUAUACCAACGGUUACUCCAAUUACAAUAAGAUCACCAUUUUUAAUUACAAAAUUACAGGCUUUUGUUUUGAUGAGUGCUACUAUGAAUUUCACAGCGCAAUACAACACUCACGAUUGCGGUGGAAUGGUGGAAGGUCAAUCUGGUGUUAUUUCCAGUCCUCUAUAUCCCAAUAAGCCUUCCAAAUCAUAUGAGUGUGCUUGGUUAGUUUCUGUUGCAACAGGACAAACUAUAAACGUUACUUCAAUUACUCUUGAUCUUGGCGAUGAUUGUGAAAAAAGUUAUGUCGUUGUGUAUAAUGGGGGCCUUCCAACACAUCCCAGAAUUGGAAAAUACUGUAAAAAUAUGAAACCCGAAUUGUUAAUUUCACAAACUAAUCAGUUGUGGAUAGAAUAUAAGUUUGAUCAAACUUCAAUUGGAACUGGAUUUACCUUGAAGUAUGAAGCUAUGAGUUCAGGAUGUGGGGGAGUAUUCCACGAUAAAGAACGUUUCAUUCAUUCUCCGAAUUAUGGAUCUGGUGAUUACCCAAACAAUGCCGAAUGUUUAUGGAUAAUUGAGUCUGAACCAGGAUACCAUCUUCAACUUAACUUCAUUGGUAGAUUCAAUUUAGAACAGAGUACUAAUUGCAGUAAUGAUUUUAUUCAGGUUUGGAGCUGGGAUGACGAAGUAUGGGCUAGUUUGGGUAAAUAUUGUGGUCGAAAUAUCCCAACUGCUUUAACCUCUACAGGUGAAAGGAUGAAAAUUUUAUUCAGGAGCAACGAUGCGAUUAGUGGUAGCGGAUUUAAAGCUGAGUGGAAAUGGAAAUGCGGUGGAACUUUCACAGCAGAUAGUAAAAUCCGUUACAUAGUCAGUCCUGGAUAUCCUGUAAGCUACCGAAAUGAUUUAAAAUGUGAAUACACCAUAAAAGGAAAGGAUAUUGUAAACAUUCGUUUUCGCGAUUUUCUUUUGGAAGCUGGAGAUCCUCAAUGCAAGUAUGACAAUUUAACAGUGUCUUCUAGUACUAGUCCUGGACAGUACGUCUAUUUCAAAAAUGUUUACUGUGGUGAAAAUACUCCAGAGGUAUUAAGAGUGAGAGGAAUUGUGAAUUUGGUGUUCCAAACGGAUGCUUGGUUGACCAGAAAAGGAUUCAAGCUCGAAUACAGAGACGAUACUUGUGGUGGAACAAUUACCAAAGAAACUGUAAUAGAACGUCAAUCACUAAAAAGUUAUACUUCAACAAUGCGUUACUAUCAACCUAGAAUGUCUUGUGUUUGGAAUAUAACAGCUCCUACUAAUCAAACAAUCAUUCUUAGGAUAAAGAAACUUCAGAUGUAUAUGGGUCCCAUGUGCUUUGGACAGAGCCUAGAAAUUUUUGACAAUUUCGAUUUACGUAGAGAACACCGCUUGAGUCAAUUAUGUGGUCACAUAGAAAAAGAAAUUCCAAUACCAUCACAAACUGGUAACAUGGCAGUGAAAUUAGAAAUUGUGCCAAGUUCCUUUGGUGAAUUUGUAGCUGAAGUUAAAUUCUCGCAUGGUCCUGCUGAACAAUGCGGUGGUUUCAUAAAUUUGACAGAUACUAAAGUUAUCCAAUCACCAAAUUUAGCUAAUUUGGAUUGCGCAUGGACUAUUGUAGCUCCAAGGGAUCACCAAAUUAGUAUUCAAGUUAAUAAUUUGGAUAUAUCAUCAUCUUGCGCUGCUGUAUCUUCCAAUAUGACAUGUUUUUGUACGCAACUGAAUAUACAUGAUAAUGCAAGUCCAUUGUCUGAACUAAUUGAGAGAUUCUGUAAUCGAAUAAAUGGUGCAAAUCCAGUACCUAAAAUUCUCACGUCAGCAAAUAAUGGGUACAUUCGAUUAAUACUUGGAGGACAGAAAGAAAAUGCGUUUAAAGCAACUUUAACUCCUGUCCCAUCUGUAUGCGGUACAUCUAUAUUGACAGCUACCAUGGAGAAAAAGAUAUUAACGUCUCCAAACUAUGAAAGCGGUUCUUAUCCAUCCUAUUUGAAAUGUAGCUACUCAAUUUCUCCGAAUACAACUUAUGAAAAAAUACUCAUUCAUUUUAUAGAGUUUAAUCUAACUAACGAAGUAAUUAAUACUGGCAAAAGUAGACAAUGUACAGGUGAUUUUAUUCAAAUUUUCGAAGACCCAAAUUCGGCUGCUGCUGCAGGGUUAGGAUCAAAUGCAGUUUAUACUGGAAAUAUGAAGCAAACAUCAUUGAUUUAUACUGAUACAAGAGGACGACAUCUUUUCUGUGGCGUGGAUGAAAUACCCUUCGACUAUUAUACUUCUGGAAAAUCAGUUACUAUCUCACUCGUAAGUAAAGGAGCACUACCGAAAGGAAGAGGAUUUAAACUAGAAUAUUCUAUACCAGGAUGUAAUAGGAACUAUACAGAACUUCAAGGAAGAAUAAUCAGUGGUAAUUAUCUAACGGACUGCUCAUUUUUCAUAACAGUUCCUGAGAACCGAACAAUAAGUUUGUACUUUUCAUCCUUCUAUAUAUACGCCUCAAAUAAUUGUUCUGAAACUGGAUUAGAGAUUAGAGAUGGAGGUCCUUCAGAAAAGAUACUCUUGACUGCUUGCGGUUAUAGGAUACCCGAUCCCGUAUUUUCAUCUAAAAAUCAGUUGUAUUUUAAAGUAUCUAAUAGACGUUCUGUGCACUACGUGCGAUUAUUUUUGAAAUAUGAUAUUUUGUAUGUUAGUACUGAAGAUGGUCCUGGUUGUGGAGGAACGAUUUACAAUAACAAAGGAAAAGUUUACAGUCCUUUGUAUCCAAACACAUUUAGAAACGAUACGGUAUGCACAUGGGUAUUAAAGCCACCUAUUAAUUUACACAUUGCCAUGAAAUUCACAACUUUUGAUAUACAAGGAACUUGCGAGCAAGCAAAUGUCAAAAUAGAAACAGACGCAACUUCAGUAGAACUUUGUAAAAAUUAUGUACCUGGAUCAAUUUUCCGAUCAACAACUCUUAUCAAAAUUAUUUAUACAUCGUCUAUCCACAAUGGUGGUACAGGAUGGAUAGCAAAUUUCCAGGCAGUAAGUUCAGAUGUUACAGAUAUAGUUUGAGAUGGGAGUUUUUCAGUAAUAUUCUUUUGUUAUUUUUCGUCAUGGAUUUAUUUGAUAAAUAAAUACUAAAUAGACA
Messenger RNA from Diorhabda sublineata, 11194 nucleotides. RefSeq names its product cubilin. Gene Ontology annotation, molecular function: calcium ion binding. NCBI's taxonomy places the organism in Eukaryota, Metazoa, Arthropoda, Insecta, Coleoptera, Chrysomelidae. The coding region runs from base 13 to 11118 and encodes 3701 amino acids. The transcript is spliced from 60 exons. The record is from RefSeq and is a predicted model, not a curated record.